Messenger RNA from Branchiostoma floridae (Florida lancelet), 4536 nucleotides. Its product is annotated as nucleolar protein 6-like. The record is from RefSeq and is a predicted model, not a curated record. The coding region runs from base 108 to 3773 and encodes 1221 amino acids. Lineage: Eukaryota; Metazoa; Chordata; Leptocardii; Amphioxiformes; Branchiostomatidae. Gene Ontology annotation, cellular component: UTP-C complex; small-subunit processome; CURI complex. Gene Ontology annotation, biological process: tRNA export from nucleus; rRNA processing. The transcript has 26 exons.
CGUUAGAAGGCGGUUGUCAGCAAUACCCAAGAUGGCCGCGCGCAUGUGAAACGCGACGCGACGUGUUGCUUUUUUCAUCAAAAUUGGACGAUCAGAACACACGAGCGAUGAGCGGACAAGGAGAGGACGAUAGCGAUAUAUCUGAGGAAUUCUCAGGAGAGGAAAAUGAGGGAUGGGAUGAAGACAUCUCAGAUGAGGAUGAUGUCAUUGAUGAGGAGGAGGAGGAGGAGGAGGAAGAGACCAAUCAGAUGGAGGAAGCUGGAAGGAACAUCCAACAGCUAGCCAAAAGGGUGCUUGAAGAUGAAGAGACAACAGAUCAACCACCUACAAAGAGUGUCCGUACAGGGAAGCCGGACUUGUACAGGCCACCUACCAAUGAAGAGAUGAACCAACUGAAGGAGACGGAAAAUCUUUUCCAGUCCAGUCUUUUCAGGAUGCAGAUAGAGGAGCUUGUUUCUGAGGUCACACCCAAGAACAAGAAGAGCCCAGCCCUGGAUAAAGUACUUCACUCUUUAAACGAGAUUGUGAUGAAACUCCCAAAGACUGACUCCAAAGAGUUGACGGACCAGUCAUGGUUGCCUAGCAAUGUGAAAGUCCCAAUCCAGCAGUCACCAUACCAGGUCAAGGGUCACUUCCACUUCGCCCCUCCCACCAGUAUGAAGGUUGUGGGCAGUUAUCUGCUCGGCUUCUGCACCAAGCCUGGCAUGAAUGUGGAUGUGUUACUGGAGAUUCCCAAGGAGUGUCUACAAGCCAAAGACUACCUGAACCACAGAUACCACAGGAAGAGAGCCCUGUACCUGGCCUGCCUGGCUGCCAGCUUAGAUAAGCAGGACCUGUUCACCAGUGUCAUGUUCACCUUCUUCCACCAAGACUGCAACAAACCUGUCAUUUUACUGAAACCAUCUGGGAAGGCAGGAAAACAUUACACCAUCAGACUUCAUGCCUGUCCACCAGAGGGCUUCUUCAAACCCAGCCGCUUCCACCCAGACAAGAACAACAUCCGCAGUGACUGGUACAUGGGAAAGGGUAGAGAUCAAGACUCUGAGCCCCCCACCCCACACUACAACAGCAGUAUCCUGGUGGACAUGACGAUGGCAGAACACCUGCACCACCUGUUCUCCCUGUCAGCUGACUUCCCUGCCAUGAGGGAGGGGCUGGUGCUGCUCAAGGUGUGGCUGCAUCAGAGGGAACUGGACACGGGUUCAGGCUGUUUUAGUGGGUUCCUGAUGUCCAUGCUGCUGUCCUACCUGCUGUCUGCACACAAGCUCAGCAAGGUCAUGAGCAGCUACCAGAUCAUGAAGAAUGUGCUUCAGUACUUGGCUAACUCAGACUGGAGUACCCAGGGCAUCAGUCUAGCCAGUUGUGUAACAGCAGAAGAUGUGCCCACGUUGUCAGACUUUCACCAGGCCCACCAGGUGGUGUUUGUAGACCCUACAGGGCACCUGAACAUGUGUGCAGACAUGUCAACAGCAACAUAUGCAAGAGUAUGCCAUGAAGCCAGACAGGCUGUGGCUAUUUUGGAGGACAAGUCGCUAGAUGGGUUCCAGCUGCUCUUCAUGCAGACUGUGCCUUUUGCACACAAGUUUGAUCACAUCUUCCACAUCACCCGUGUGCCCAGACUGCGCCUGGUGUGUGAACACAUGAGUCUACAGGAUGCUGUCAUGGACCACUGUGGGAACUACCUCAUGGCUGCACUACCCAGCAUCCUCCAGCUGCUCAACAAGGCACUGGGGAACAGGGUCAGCCUCAUAGGGGUCAGGGGUCAUGACUUUGGACAGUGGUCCAUCGGUGACGCCCCUCCUAGUCUGAAGGACAUUGGGAGGUUAACGUUUGGUCUGCUGCUCAACACUGAGUUCUCCACAAGUGUGCUGGACAAAGGACCACCUGCAGACCAACCACAGGCUGCGGAGUUCUGUGAGUUUUGGGGAGACAAGUCCCAGCUGCGGAGGUUCCAGGACGGGACCAUCUGCGAGGCGGUGGUGUGGCAGGGCAGCAACAUUGCUGAGAGGAGACUGGUGUGCUGUCAAGUCAUUCAACACAUCUUGAACAGACAUGCUAAUAUCCCCCAAAGUAUCAUCAAAUACUUUGGUGGUCACUUGGACAGCCUGCUGUCCCGUCCCAACCUGCAAGGGGGCACUGCUGCACAGUCAACUGAUACUCAUGACAAGCUGCACAAGUCACAACCGCAAGGAAAGAAAGCAAAGAAAAGCAAGAAUGCACCAAAGGAGCAGCUCCUGGAUCCAAACCAAAACUCAACCUCACAUCCUGGGACUGGUGAUGAGGAGAAUGUUACAGUCAUGAGGGUCUACAACGACCUCUGUCGGAUCCUGCGGGGACUGCAGGACCUGCCUCUGAACAUCACCUCCAUACAGGGCACCUCUCCUGUCUUCAGAUAUGCUGAGGUGUUUCCCCCUCGCCCUGCCCACAUGAAGAAGACCAAAGACAAGACAGUGGUGCAGGGUCACAUCCAGGUGCCAGUCUCCGGGCAACCCUGUCCUCCUUUUGUUCCAGCUUUGAAAGUGAUUUGUCAUAUGGAGGGCAGCGGAAAGUGGCCAGAGGAUGCUGAUGCCAUCAGAAGAGUGAAGGCUGCUUUCCACAUCAAACUGGGAGAACUGUUACACAAGCAGCAUGGCCUGGUCACCAGUGCAGCUACAGGACAUGUGGACAUUGCCAUGGGAGGUUUUGUGUUCCAGCUGGUGAUUGCAUACCACCGAGAGGUCAAUAUCCUGAAGUUGGAGAAAACUGCGGAAGGUCUACUGAGAGAGAGAGACAACGAGGCUUCCCGACACCUGGAGCGGGAAACUGUCAUGCUGCCCAAACUCACGAGUGCUCUGCAUGGUCUGCAGCAGCUGUAUUCAUCGUUCAGCGGCUGUCUACGGUUGGCCAAACGCUGGGUGUCGGCUCAGCUCCUACACAGACACGUGCCUGACGUGAUGGUGGACCUGCUGGUGGCACAUGUCUUCCUCCACCCCCAGCCUCUCACCCCUCCUGGCUCCCCUGCUGUCGGGUUCCUGAGGUUCCUCCAUCUCCUCAGCACACAUGACUGGAAGAUGAACCCUCUCAUCGUCAACUUCAACAGGGAACUCAAAGCCGCAGAUUUGCAGGAAAUCUCCAACCAGUUCACUUCCUGUCGCUCCCAGCUGCCAAUCAUGUUCAUAGCCACGCCUAACAACAAGCUCACAUCCCAUUGGACAAAAGCUAAGCCCACUGUCCAGGUUCUCCAGAGGUUGAUCUCCCUGUCCCAGGAGGCCCUGAAAAUGCUUGAGGUUCAGAUUCUGACAGCGAGUGAUGGGACAGACUUUAAGCAAGUGUUCCGGCCUCCCCUUGACAUCUACGAUGUCAUCAUUCACCUCAAUCCAUGGAACGUUCCACGUCGGUCUGAGGGGGUGGACUACUUGAAGCUCAAAGGCUGCAGGGACGUACCAACUGAUGGUGGGAUGGGACAGGGUAGCAAAGAGAUCCUACCUGUGGUAGAGUUUGAUCCGGUCCAGAUGUAUCUUGAGGAAUUAGAGGACACAUAUGGAGAUAUGGCACUGUUUUUCCAUGACCCCUGUGGAGGUCUUUACAUCACGGCACUGUGGAAACCUGCCGCAUUCACAGCCAAACCAUUCAAGGUUACGACCUUGAAUGGCCGUGCGCCUGACCUUGACCAGUCAGGAGAAGACCUGAUGAUGAUUCCAAAUGUGGCGGCCAUUUUGGAAGACUUCCACUCCCUUGGGAAAGGCUUGGUGAUAUUAGUAGAUGUCAAAAAAGAAAGACCUGUUGUUAGAUAGUAAAGAUUUCUUACUUUCUUUUAUAUCGGAUAUCAGAACUGUUAUAGCAUCCUAUUGUGUUAACCCUAAUUUUUAUUUUGUGCAAAAUUCACUUUGCUAACAACUCAUACAAAUGUUAUUUAUCCAGCAGCAGCUAUAGUGUUAAAUUGAGGUAACACAUGUAGUUUGUAAUGUAUCUAAUAUGAUUUUGAUGAGAAUAAGAACAACUGGGGCUUAGUAAAUUUCUUCGAAACACAUGUAACAGUUAUAUGUGUAAGAUGUCAUUUUCGUAUCCCUCUUGAAAGUGAAAGUGAUGUCGAUCCAGUUUAGCUCAGUGAAGAGCUAUUCUUUGACUGGUAGUGACAGAGAAGACAGAUGCUAUGUACAGUAUUUGCAAGUUCAUUGCACCAGGGAAAUCCACUAGAUCUUUUCAACAAGCACAAUGAACAGUGGACCACAACUUAACGUCCCGUCCUAAGGACUGCAACCUUUUAAUAAAACUACCAAAAAGGCACCUUUAAAAGUAGGUUUGUAUCUAUUUCUUAUAGUUUCGCCACAAGGGAAAGUAUUUAUUCUUUCUAAGAUGCAUAACCAGAUGGAGCAAGGGACACCGUGCUUGAAAGAUACCAAUUGUAGACUAUAACAAAGCUAACGUUCUAAUAGUACUGCCAAAGGUUAUACUAAGGGAAAACAUACGUUGUAGAAUACACCGUCAAAACCAUACUGGGACACCUUGUUCUACUGUAUUCUGCGGUAUCUAAUUAACAACAAUCUCACAUCUAAU